AUGUCGCGAGCUCUGAGUGUGAAGACCCCUGGAAGACCAGGACUAUCCCAGGACCAAGAAGGACUAUCAGUAUCUACCUUCUUCCACAGAAUCAUCGUUUCAGCCUUGGUCCUUACAAAACCAUCUACAAAAAUGAGGAACGCUUACCUCACCAGAGAGGACAAGAGGUUAAUGAAACCAGUCAUUGAAAAGAGGCGAAGAGACCGGAUUAAUCAGAGUCUGGAACAUUUGAGGACACUUCUUCUGGAAGCUACCAAAGAUGAGUCCUUGAAAAAUCCCAAAACGGAGAAAGUUGAUAUUCUGACCAAGACGGUGGAGUUUUUGGAAAUGUGCCAUGGUUCAGGUGCAGAGGAUACGAAGAGGACCAUGUCUGGGUUUAAAGGCGGGUUUCAAGAAGGCCUGAGCCAGGCAACGAUCUUCUUGAACUCAGCUGCCGGUAUUUCUGAGAAGAAGAGAGGGUACGUUGUUGAGAAACUCUACCAACAUAUGGAAGACAGAAACCUAAAGAGAAGGAUCGAGCGAUCACCCCAUGACUGCUCCAGGAUCAACAAGGCUACACCAAGUCCACCACAGAUCUCCAGGGUCCCGGAAAGCAUAGACAUUGUAGAGAAAUGCCCAGAAAGUUAUUCUUGUAUAUCAUUCCUUCACACUUUUCCAUCUCCAUCAAGUUCCUACGACGUUUCUUGCCACAGACAAGCACAGUGCACACCACAAAAGGUCCACAAGGCCACCAGUAAAGUGUCACUACAAAGGACUCUCUUCCCACCAACAUCCUCCAAUGACUGUGUGCCCUCUGGCCAGGUGUGGAGACCUUGGCCAUAA
Messenger RNA from Spea bombifrons (plains spadefoot toad), 822 nucleotides. Its product is annotated as transcription factor HES-7-like. Lineage: Eukaryota; Metazoa; Chordata; Amphibia; Anura; Pelobatidae. Bases 1 to 822 code for a protein of 273 amino acids. Gene Ontology annotation, cellular component: nucleus. Gene Ontology annotation, molecular function: DNA-binding transcription factor activity, RNA polymerase II-specific; protein dimerization activity; RNA polymerase II cis-regulatory region sequence-specific DNA binding. The record is from RefSeq and is a predicted model, not a curated record. Gene Ontology annotation, biological process: regulation of transcription by RNA polymerase II; anterior/posterior pattern specification; regulation of neurogenesis. The transcript is spliced from 5 exons.